This is a messenger RNA of Boleophthalmus pectinirostris (great blue-spotted mudskipper), 5958 nucleotides long. It is a transcript of the gene mon2, whose product is annotated as MON2 homolog, regulator of endosome-to-Golgi trafficking. The record is from RefSeq and is a predicted model, not a curated record. NCBI's taxonomy places the organism in Eukaryota, Metazoa, Chordata, Actinopteri, Gobiiformes, Gobiidae. The transcript has 35 exons. The coding region runs from base 350 to 5479 and encodes 1709 amino acids.
GGCAUUGUGGGAAGGCGAGAGGAGCUGACACGGCCGCAGCUGAUGGCCAACGGCCGCUCCAUUUGACAAAUAUAUCCACAUUUCAGCAUGUUUUACCCGAGGAUGCCUCUCAAACGCGUCGAUCUGCAGCGUGUGUGAGCCGGGGACACAUGAGCCCGGCCCCUCGCCUCUCCUGCGCUUCGGGAGAGAUCCAGCGGGACAUAGUGUUCAUGGACCGACGCGUUUUGGCAGGAUUUUCGUAAAGGGAGACGAAUAAACGUCGAUUUUCUGAGUGAGCUGGGGGCGAAUGCUAACCUGCAUUCCUUAAGAUCUAAACCUGAUUAUUGUAUUUGUCUAAAACACCGUCACGAUGUCGACGAGCAGCCCCGAAGCCGUGAAGAAAUUGCUGGAGAACAUGCAGACGGACUUGCGCUCUCUGUCCAUGGAGUGCAAGAAGAAAUUCCCCCCCGUCAAAGAGGCCGCCGAGUCGGGGAUUGUGAAGAUUAAGACCAUUGCAGCCAGGAACACGGACAUACUGGCAGCUCUGAAGGAGAACAGCUCGGAGGUGGUGCAGCCCUUCCUCAUGGGCUGCGGAACCAAAGAGCCCAAAAUCACACAGCUCUGUCUCGCCGCCAUCCAAAGACUCAUGUCGCACGAAGUGGUGUCCGAGGCGGCUGCGGGAAACAUCAUAAACAUGCUGUGGCAGCUGAUGGAGAACGGGUUAGAAGAACUGAAGCUGCUGCAGACUGUCCUCGUGCUCCUCACCACCAACACUGUGGUUCAUGAUGAAGUCCUCUCCAAGGCUAUUGUGCUGUGUUUCCGACUGCACUUCACCAAAGAUAACAUCACAAACAACACGGCGGCUGCUACGGUCAGACAGGUGGUCACUGUGGUGUUUGAGCGCAUGGUGGCUGAGGACGAAAGGUUCAAAGGCAUUGUGGAGCAGCCUCCUCCAGUCCAGGGAAACACUAAUCGUCGGUCUGUCAGUACUCUCAGACCCAGUGCAAAGGACGCAUACAUGCUGUUUCAGGAUUUGUGCCAGCUGGUGAAUGCAGACGCCCCCUACUGGCUGGUGGGCAUGACUGAAAUGACAAGGACAUUUGGCCUGGAGCUUCUUGAGUCUGUCCUCAAUGACUUCCCUGGAGUAUUUCUGCAGCACCAGGAGUUCAGUUUCCUGUUGAAGGAGCGGGUGUGUCCUCUCGUCAUAAAGCUCUUCUCUCCAAACAUAAAGUUUCGUCAAGGCAGCACCAGCGCAGCCUGCCCCGCUCCUGUCGAGAAGCCCUACUUCCCCAUCUGUAUGAGGCUGCUCCGGGUCGUCUCUGUGCUCAUCAAGCACUUCUACAGUCUGCUGGUGACUGAGUGUGAGAUCUUCUUGUCUCUUCUGGUGAAGUUUCUUGAUGGAGAGAAGCCGCAGUGGCUCCGAGCUGUGGCUGUAGAGUCUGUGCACAGGCUCUGUGUACAACCGCAUUUGUUACGUUCUUUUUGCCAGUCUUAUGACAUGAAGCAGCACUCCACCAAAGUUUUCCGGGACAUCGUGAAUGCGUUGGGCUCCUUCAUCCAGUCUCUCUUCAUUGUCCCGAAUGCAGGCAACGUGGCGGCCAUCAAUGCACCAGCAGGUGGCUCAGGCACAGGUCCACAGGGCUCAGUCCCGGGUGGUCCUGGUGCAGGAGGGUCCAGUGGGAGCCUCAGCACUCAGGCAGCGUUUGAAUACCGUGGCACGUGGAUCCCCCUGCUGCCCGUCAGUGUGCAGGGCAGCGCCAAGGCCACAUAUCUUGAGAUGCUGGACAAAGUGGAGCCCCCCUCCAUCCCUGAGGGCUAUGCCAUGUCUGUGGCCUUCAGCGCUCUGCUGGACCUGGUCAGAGGCAUCACCAGCAUGAUCGAGAGAGAGCUGUCAGCAGAGGACCAGUCUGCAGCAGAGUUCAGAGAGACUCAUCCAGACCAGGAGUGGGAACCUCCUACAGGAGCCCACUUGGUUUGGGAGGAGAUGGUCAGUGCGUGCUGGUGUGGUCUUUUGGCAGCACUAUCUUUGCUGCUAGAUGCCAGCACGGAUGAGACGGCGACAGAGAACAUUUUGAAGGCGGAGCUGACCAUGGCGUCUCUGUGUGGUCGUCUGGGUUUGGUCACUCCACGAGACGCAUUCAUCACGGCUAUCUGCAAGGCUUCUCUGCCCCCUCACUAUGCCCUCACGGUCCUCACCACCAACGCCAACAGCAUCUCCAGCAAAGCCUACUCCAUCCAGGGCCAGAAUGUGCAGAUCAUCAGCCCCUCCAGUGAGUCCCACCAGCAGGUGGUGGCAGUGGGGCAGCCUCUGUCCGCUCAGCCCCAAGGCACUGUGGUGCUGACUGCCAAGAACAUCCAGUGCAUGCGGACCCUGUUGAACCUGGCCCACUGUCAUGGAGCUGUUUUGGGCUCGUCCUGGCAGCUCGUACUCGCCACACUGCAGCAUUUAGUCUGGAUUCUUGGUCUGAAACCUGCAGUGGGCGGUGCCUUAAAACCUGGUCGAGCUGUUGAGGGCCCAAGUACGGUGCUGACGACCGCGGUGAUGACAGAUUUACCUGUGAUCUCCAACAUCCUCUCCAGACUGUUUGAGAGCUCACAAUACCUUGAUGAUGUGUCUCUGCAUCACCUGAUCAACGCGCUCUGCUCCCUCUCACUGGAAGCGAUGGAAAUGGCCUAUGGAAACAACAAGGAGCCAUCUUUGUUUGCUGUGGCCAAAUUGCUGGAGACAGGUUUAGUCAACAUGGACCGUAUUGAGAUUUUGUGGAGGCCACUAACAGGACAUCUACUCGAGGUUUGUCAGCACCCAAAUGCCCGCAUGAGGGAGUGGGGGGCAGAGGCGCUGACUUCACUCAUUAAAGCUGGACUGGCCUACAAGCAUGAUCCUCCACUCUCACAAAACCAGCGGUUGCAGCUCCUGCUCCUGAACCCUCUGAAGGAGCUGUCGAACGUGCUUCAUGCAGACAUCAGACAGAAGCAGCUGGAGAGUGUGCUGCAGAUCCUUCAGAGCCAGGGUGACGGGCUGGGGCCCGGCUGGCCCCUGGUGCUGGGCGUCAUUGGGGCCAUACGCAAUGACCAGGGGGAGUCCUUGAUCAGAACAGCCUUCCAGUGCCUGCAGUUGGUGGUGACAGACUUUUUACCUACAAUGCCUUGCACCUGUCUCCAGAUUGUAGUAGAGGUUGCCGGGAGCUUUGGUCUGCAGAACCAAGAGCUCAACAUCAGCCUCACCUCCAUCGGCCUUCUGUGGAAUAUUUCAGACUACUUCUUCCAGAGAGGAGAGGUGAUCACGCAGGAGCUGGAGAGAGAGGAGGAGGCCUUACAGAAGCAGGCCCAAGAGAGAGGGGAAACCCUGAACAGGCCCUUCCACCCAGCCCCUCCCUUCGACUGCCUCUGGCUCUGUCUUUACGCCAAACUGGGCGAGCUCUGCGUGGACCCCCGACCCGCUGUCCGCAAGAGCGCUGGACAAACCCUGUUCUCCACCAUCGCGGCGCACGGGACCCUCCUCCAGCAGCCCACCUGGCACAUCGUGGUCUGGAAGGUCCUGUUCCACCUGCUGGAUUGUGUGCGCACGUCGUCGACCACAGCGGACAAAGAGAAGAUCGAGUCUGGAGGAGGGAACAUCCUGAUCCACCACUCCAGGGACACGGCAGAGAAACAGUGGGCAGAGACCUGGGUCCUGACUCUGGCUGGAGUCGCUCGCAUCUUUAACACUAGGAGAUAUCUUCUACAGCAGCUGGGUGAUUUCUUCGAGGCCUGGGAGGUGCUGCUGAACCACAUCCAGUCAGCUGCUCUCAGUAAAAACAAUGAAGUUUCUUUAGCUGCAUUGAAGAGCUUCCAGGAAAUCCUCCAAAUCGUGACACCCGUGAAGGACUCAGACAGAGCCGGGGACGCACUCGCUGCUAUGGGGGUCCCGCCUGUCCUCAUAGACCCCCUCUCUGCCUCCGGACCAGGAAGACCACUGGUGAGGUCGGAUUCUCUGGUGGAACGUCUCACUCGGUACAAUGGAGCUGAGAUGCAGGCCCCUCCUCCCGGUGAAGAAUCAGCCUUAGAAGACUCUGCACUGUGGUGGUCCGCUUGGAAUACAUGGUACAAAACUGGGACAGAGAGUACGAGGCCCCCUACUGGUCCGACUGAGAAACUAUCUUUUAUCCCGAGCCAGCCUUACCUGACGGCGUUGAUCCAGAUUUUCCCGGCUCUUUACCAGCAUAUCAAAGCGAACUUCAGCAUGGAGGAUCUGAAGAAGUUGGGGGUGAUUUUGCACGGGGCGGUGUCUGUGCCCAUAAGCAGUGAUGCGUCACCCUUCAUCCUGCCCUCCUACACUGAAGCAGUGCUCACCAGUCUACAGGAGGCUGUGCUCACCGCGCUGGACGUCCUGCAGAAGGCCAUCUGUGUGGGCCCCGACAGCCUGCAGGUCAUGUACCCGGCCAUCUUUGAACAGCUGCUGCGCUUCGUGGAGUUCUCCUGCAAACCUCCCACGUACGGCCGAGUGGAGACCAAGCACGUGGCCAACGCUAAGUACAACCAGAUCCAGCUCUUUGCACCGGCGGAAUGGGUGGCCUUAAACUACGUGCCCUUCGCAGAGCGCUCCCUAGAGGUGGUGGUGGACCUCUACCACAAAACAGCAUGUCACAAAGCAGUCAUCAAUGAAAAAGUUUUGCAGAAUAUUAUCAAGACACUCCGAAUGCCUCUUGGCCUGAAGUACUCGUGUCCUUCGGAGAGUACGUGGAAGCUGGCGGUGUCCUCCCUGCUCAAAGCCCUCUCCAUCGGGCUGCCUGUGGCCCGGCAGCACGCCUCCUCGGGGAAGUUCCACACCAUGUGGCCGGAGCUGGCGAAUGCCUUUGAAGACUUUCUCUUUACCAAAAGCACACCCCCAGAUAACCUCUCCAUUCAGGAAUUUCAAAAGAAUGAAGCCAUUGAUGUAGAGGUGGUUCAGCUGAUCAGCACCGAGAUUUUACCUUUUGCCAAUUUCAUCCCUAAAGACUUUGUUGGUCAGAUCAUGGCUAUGCUCAACAGAGGAUCCAUCCACUCCCAGUCUCCUUCAUUCACAGAAGCAGAGAUUGACGUGCGGAUGCGUGAGGAGUUUUCAAAGGUGUGCUUUGAGACGCUGCUGCAGUUUUCCUUCAGUAACAAAGUGUCCACGCCUCAGGAGGGCUACAUCUCGCGCAUGGCUCUGUCUGUGCUGCUCAAAAGGUCCCAGGACGUCCUCCGGAGAUACGUGGACGAUGAGAGGCUGAGCGGACGCUGCCCUCUGCCCAGGCAACAAGUCACAGAGAUUAUAUUUGUCUUGAAAGCAAUCAGCACUUUGAUGGACUCCCUAAAGAAGACACAGCCUGAAAAUGUGGACAGUAACACGUGGGCGCAGGUGAUCGCCCUGUACCCCACUUUGGUGGAGUGCAUCACCUGUUCGUCGUCUGAAGUUAGCUCCGCCCUCAAAGAAGCUCUGGGGCCCUUUAAAGACUUUAUGCAACCUCCCAUCUCCAGAGUUCAAAACGGGGAAUCAUGACCCACCUGUUUGAAUUAUUAAUAAUAUAAUUUCCUUUUUUAAUAAAUGAAGAAAUCUUGAAUGUGAUCCACAAACUUCACAAGUGCACAGACAUUGAAUUCAACUCCAGCGCCAUGAAGCCAAACUUACUGAAGAGAGAUUGAAAACAAAAACUUUUACCGACAAUAUUUCUUCUCAUCUGCUCCAUUCUCACAACAGACUGGCUUGUUUCACUACAAUGAUUUGGGAAAAUUGCUGAGUUUUUCCCCGGAUGACGUCGAUGGAUAAAUGUAAAAUGUGUGGUAAAAAUGAUUGAAAUUUAAAAUACUAAGAAUGAAAAACUGGGGCUUUAUUAUUUGAUCUUAAUGAAUUUUCAGUCAGGAUUUUAUGCAACAAAAAAACUACUGUAUUUACUGUAACAUUCCACGUCAUUUUCAGCCAGCCAUUUGAGAAGGGAUGUACCUGUCUUUAAAUAAAUACGACAGUUUCAACCAUUAGAA